AUGCUGCGUCUCAUCCCCAUCAUAUCACUCGCUACAAGCGCCCUCACACUCUCAAUCAAAUCAGCCUCCAGCAAUGCCGAACCAACCCAACUCCCUCUAGUAAUCUGGCACGGCCUAGGCGACGACUUCGAACGCGACGGCCUAAACUCCGUAGCGGACCUAGCCAAAACCACAAACCCAGGAACAUACGUGCACAUAAUCCGACUAGAAGAAACAGGCUCCGGCGACCGCCAAGCCACAUUCUUCGGAAACGUCAGCGCCCAACUCGAGACCGUCUGCGCUCAACUAGCCUCAGACCCAAUUCUAAGCACAGCACCGGCGAUAAACGCACUUGGCUUCUCCCAGGGCGGCCAAUUUCUCCGCGGCUACGUCGAACGCUGCAACACUCCCGCCGUCCACAACCUAGUCACAUUCGGCAGCCAACACAACGGUAUAUCCGAAUUCCAGUCAUGUGGAAUGGGCGACUGGUUCUGCAAUGCGGCUGAGAGUCUGCUGCGCGCGGGAACGUGGGCGGAUUUUGUUCAGUCGCAUGUUGUCCCUGCGCAGUACUUCCGGGACCCCGAGGAAUUGGAGCCUUAUCUUGAGCACAGUACUUUCUUGGCUGAUAUUAAUAAUGAACGGGCUGAGAAGCGGGAAGAUUAUAAGAAGAGGCUUUCGACGCUGAAUGGGUUUGCUAUGUAUAUGUUUGAGAAUGAUACUGUUGCUGUGCCGAAGGAGAGUGCGCAUUUUGCGGAUGUGAAUGGGACGGAUGGGACUGUUACGCCGCUGCAGAAGAGAAAGAUUUAUACGGAGGAUUGGAUUGGGCUGAAGGCUUUGGAUCAGCAGAAUAAGUUGGAUUUCAAGACUAUCCCUGGUGAGCAUAUGCAACUUUCUGAGGAUGUUCUUGAGAAGACAUUCAAGGAAUUCUUCGGUCCUGUGAGCUCUGUUGUUAUGCCUGCUCACGAGGAUGAGUCUCCGGGUUUGAUUGCGCAGCCUGCUUAA
This is a messenger RNA of Penicillium pulvis, 981 nucleotides long. RefSeq names its product palmitoyl-protein thioesterase family protein. Gene Ontology annotation, cellular component: lysosome. Bases 1 to 981 code for a protein of 326 amino acids. Gene Ontology annotation, molecular function: palmitoyl hydrolase activity; thiolester hydrolase activity. The record is from RefSeq and is a predicted model, not a curated record. The transcript has a single exon. Lineage: Eukaryota; Fungi; Ascomycota; Eurotiomycetes; Eurotiales; Aspergillaceae.